Messenger RNA from Motacilla alba alba, 3976 nucleotides. Its product is annotated as cytochrome c oxidase assembly factor 1 homolog. Lineage: Eukaryota; Metazoa; Chordata; Aves; Passeriformes; Motacillidae. Gene Ontology annotation, biological process: mitochondrial respiratory chain complex IV assembly; mitochondrial respiratory chain complex I assembly. The record is from RefSeq and is a predicted model, not a curated record. The transcript is spliced from 6 exons. The coding region runs from base 3295 to 3714 and encodes 139 amino acids. Gene Ontology annotation, cellular component: mitochondrial inner membrane.
CUUCAGCAUGUCAGGAAGAGGAAAGGGUAGUCUGGAUUGAGACUGCCUUCCUACUUUAGGCAUCUGAUUUGGGCACUGCAAUCCUGAUUCAGACCUUUGGAAGACACACCUCAUGUAUAAUGUUUCCCAAUAGGUAGGCAUGAUGCAGCUGUCUCUUCACCUGAAACUCCUAAGACAGGAAAAGUGGGAAAGCACUGGUAGUCUUGUGAGUGAUUUUUGUAAAAAGGGGCAUGGGGUCCCACUGUACCAUGGGAGGGGUGCUGUUUUUCAUACACAGAAUUCUUUUCUGGUCUUGCAAAGGCCAGUGACCAGAUCCUGAACAGAUCAACUGGAACAAGAUCAGAAUACUGCUUUGGACUAGUUUUCUUUGGGUUUUUUUCCCGUCUUCUUUCCUUUCUUCCAGAAAAGAGAAUAAAAUUCCCAUACUAACUGGGAGGUUGGCUAACCAAGUUCGAAGCAGGUUCUUUGGGCUUUGUUACUCUGAUAUAUUUUUUGCUCAGAAGAAACUAAAACCCAAAGACCUCUUGGAAGUACUCCAUGUGUUUGAUUCUGCAUUUAAGUGGAAAAAUGGAACCUUACAAAUAAUCUUGCCUUUCUGGAAAUGAAGUUCAGGCUCUGAAGAAGAUUAGUAAAAGACUCAUUCAGCACUAGUCAUACUCAUUUGGGUAACAGGCAAGUUCCUGCCUGUACUCACUUCUUGUAUUCAUAAUGAAUGUGUAUUAGGGACUUCCUAAGCAGGAAUUCCAGCAGAACAGUAAAUGAAGUAUUGUCUUCUGCUUUAAAAAUUUUCCUGUUUUUUUAGCAUUGUUUAUAUACCAUCAUCAGUAUGCUGAUGCAUUAACUGGAUACCAAUGCUUGGCUAUUUUAUUAUCCAUUGCUGUAGUUAUCUGUUUAGACUCCUGAUCCUAAAAGGAUUAAGCUAAAUUUUAGAUGAUUUUGCUGUUGAAGCACAGUGGUUUUGAAUUGUCGUGUUUGUUUGUUUUUAUGACCUCUUUAAAGGUUUUCCAGUAAAGAUGAGGGCUUAUUUGGACUAAAUUUAUGCCUGGUUGUUCAAAAUAGCUUGCUAGUGUUUUUUAAUGUUGAUUUUUCAGAGAUCUCUUAAAAAACACAAGUCCACAAAGCAAUUCUGCAGGAUGCAGGGUGCUUCAGUUACACUUCAUGUUAAACAUGACGCAGAUCAUUCAGAUCAUUCAGCAUUUUGCUAAAAUGAAGCAAAUGGAAUGGAAAAUGCUUUGGUAUUAAAAGCAGUGUGUCUUUCAACAAAUGUUUAAUCCUAAACAGAUCAUUCAAAUGGAGUGUAAUAAAGACUACUGCAGCUGAUGAAAGGAUUUUGUUCAAUUCAGUGGCUUCUCAAACAGGCAGAGAUAAUAUACUUGCCCUUGCUAACAGUGUUCACUUAGCUGUGUUUCCUUUCCUAGACUGGAAGUUAGAUUUCCUUCUCUAUUGUUUAUAUAGAAAAACUCUAUUCAAGGAGAUCACGUGGGAACCACUGUUUUUAGAAGAAAGAGCUGCAUUUGGAUAAAAGAUACUUCCCAAGUUCAUGUUCAGCCACUUAGCAGUAGCCAAAAUAAGCAUCCUUACUAUGUUUCUGAGCAGAAGCUCGACACUAGGCUGCAUGUGUCCCCUGCACAGACCCUGUGCUGCAAGGAGGGACUGUACAAGAGCCUGCAUCAAUAAACAGCAAGCAGCCAGCUCCUGUGCCAGCUCAUACCUGUGUGUGCAUAUAUUCCCACUAGUGAGCAUGUGUAUGAAGCCACCCAAAUGUAUACACCUAAUGUUAGAAAUGUCUAUCUUUUCUUUUUUCCUAAGCUUCAUUCCCAGCUUAUUCCAAAUCCUGUCCCCAGACUUAAGACACUUUGUUCUUACCUUGCCUGCUUUGAAGGCUUUGGACCUGAAUUGAAGGCUCCCAACACCUUCAGCUGUCUGCAGACCAAACUUCAAUUGGUACAUCUUUAUGUAGGAGGCAUUUUGAAAGAACUAUAACUGUUGAUUUCCAAGGCUGUUUCAUAAGGAUCAAGACUCAACAAGAAGUAAGCAGAGGCACAAGAACAAAUUGAUCAGAGGCACAGUCACCCAAGUAUCAGGGAUGAGGAUGGAAUUUUGGGAUCUCGCUUUUUACUUGCACUACAGCAUAAUUUGCUUUUGUCUCUUGCUUGCCCUUCUCCUUAUUUCUUCACCUUUAGAAUUAAAAUGGCCAAGGUAAUUUAUGCUCCAAAUUUAUUUUCUUGUUCUGAAACUGGCAGUGAAUGCUGUAGGUUUUUCUUAAGGGAAAACUUUCUCUAAACCUUUCUCUAAAGGUGCCACGCACAGAGAGCUUCUCUCCAGGAGUAUGGGGCAGGGAUAAAAAAACUCUAUUAGUGACCUUUUUGCUAUGUAACCUUUCCAUAAAAUGCCAGCAACUGAGCUUCCAGAGAGAGAACAACAAAUAUUGAAAGAGGAAUGUGAAGGACAUUAUGAAACAAGAAAGUAAGAAAAGGGAUCUGCUCAAACAAGUUUCUCAGGAAAGGUGAUGUAAUAUGUACUGUAGAAAAUCCUAGCAGUUGACAUAACAAAGUUGCUUUCUAAAUAGCUGUGGAUGCCAGCAAGCUGGGAGAAACAGAGUGUACAGCUGGGAAUACAGCUGAGCAGACUGUUUUGUCCAAAAGAAAUAUAGUAGGUGUAAAACUUCUAUUCAGAAGAUGUCAUUGAAGUUUAAUUGAAAAGUGUCCUUUUAAUUAAGGCUGAGUGACCACUGAAUGAAAGCCUCAUUUCUGUUGAGGCUGUUCUUGGUGAUGCUCUAAGAUUAACCCAUGCAGGCUGGCAGUACUCAAGAGGCUGCUGUUGGGAUGCCACGGUACACAGUUCUGUAGCAAGUGCUCAGUCCCAUUCAUAGACUUUUGCCAAUGUUUAUCAGUCUUUUAACUGCUGUCUUGAGAAUUACCCAACUUUUUAUUGACUGACUUGCUCAUAUUUCAGCCUGGUCUCCUGCAUAAAUGACUGUUCCCAACACAGGUGUUCUGCAUGUAUCCACAUCUGUGUACAUAAAAUUUGGGGACCUCCCUUUCUUUUACAGCAGACCUGACAGAGACACACAGAGUGUUUGAGGUGCAGUCUGGAUAAGAGCUGUCAGGAGGGAUUUCUAGCCAGUUUGAGGCUGAGUGAUAGCAAUCUCGAACCACAGUUUUAGAGGAGUGGCACCAAAAGGCCUGUUGUUCACACUGAGUGCUUUACAGGACAAGUAGCAUUCCCUGCUUCUUCAGCUGCCUGAAAAUCAAGCCAUAGAUACUGACCUUCAAUACAAAUAAGGGAGGAAAAAUGCCAGCUUCUCUGAGAAAACUGCAGCAAAUGGCUGUUUUCAUGGGACUGUUCAGCGGCGGGGGAUGCAUCGUGAUGUAUAAUCUUAUGCAAAAAAGUUUUGCCAGGACCCAGUAUUACCAGCAAGCUUUGGAGCAGCUGAACAGUAAUCCUGAUGCCCUGGCAGCCCUGGGUGCCCCCCCUCUUAAGGUUCACAACAUCCACCUGACAGAUGGGAGCAAUCGCGUGGACACAGAAAGAGCGCGGAUAAAGUUACCGGUCUCUGGAACAAAAUCGGCCGGCUACCUCUACAUUAACUCGGAGAUGGACCACUCCCGUCAGUGCUGGUGCCUUCAGGAUGUCACCUUGAAACUGCGGGAUGGUCAGACUAUUCCCGUUUACCACUCUCCAGUGGAAAGCACUGGUGUGCAAGAAGGCUAAAAAUCAGGGACAGCUGCAUCUCCGCCUCCCAUUGAGCCAAAGGAGCCAUUAAUCGAUUGCAUCCUGCUGCGUCUGUGAAUGUACACAGUUGUCACAAGUGACAGUUUCACUUAAGCAGGUGCUUUCAAGACAAUUUUCUCUCCAAGAUUUACCUCAUUAUUGUUGUAAUUGUAAUUUCUUUCUUUUGCUGGUUUAUUCAUGUGUUUAACAGAAGCCUAAAGUAAAUAUCUUGCAAAAGAGUUGCUGUUGCAGAGAAGUCAUG